CUCCUGCACGGUGCGGCCACAGCCCCACUGAGCCCUCGUGUCGAGCGGAGCAGUCUGGGCUCCGUCCCAGCCCUAAAUCUGACGCCUGCUGUUUUCCAGCAUUUCAUUUUUUCCGUGGUGUGUAAUAGCUGCCCGCUCGCCCCCGCAGCUGCGCUCAGGGCCAGCCCGGCUGGGAGCGUUGUCCCUCGCCUCGUGGGACACCAGGGUCGUGGGCGAUGCUGGUGCGGGGCUGCUGUGGGAAGCCGAGCUCGGGGCUCACGCUGCACCCCACAUGCCCCAGCUGCCCUGCACGGGCCGUGGGGCUGGGAGGGAGAGGACCCUGACACCGCAAGCAGCAGCUGGCCCCAGGGUCCCUAGCAGGGUGAGCCCACUCCCAUGGCAGGGCCAGCCUGCCUGGGAAGGGUUAAGCUGCGUGCAGCCAGGCUUGGGCGGAAGGGAGGGACGUGAGGAGCAGACGGUAAAUUUAGUAACCCCAGAGCGUCCCGGCACAACAAGCGGUGUGAGCGCUGGGCGAGGGAAAUCGUCGCUCAUGGGCCGGGUUCCUCCCCGCGCAGAACAGAGGAAGGCUGUGGGUGGCUGCUGGCCUCGUGCUGUGUCUCCCGUGCCCAGCAUCGCCAGGCGCCUCCGUGCGAACACAAUGGAGGCUCCCAGCAGGACCACCGCCAGCCCAACCCGCAGGGUGCAGACCAUCAUCCAGAACAGCCCCCUAGACCUGAUAGACACAGGCAAGGGGCUGAAGGUGCAGACGGAGAAGCCGCACUUGGUGAGCCUGGGCAGUGGCCGCCUCAGCACCGCUAUCACACUGCUGCCGCUGGAAGAAGGGAGGACCAUGAUUGGCAUGGCUGCGAAGGACAUUGUCCUGCAGGGCCCAGGGCUGGCGCCUGAGCACUGCUACAUCGAGAACGCGCGAGGGAUGCUCACCCUGCACCCCUGCGGCAAUGCCUGCACCAUCGACGGUGUGACGAUCCAGCGGCCCACGCGCCUCACUCAAGGGUGCACCAUCUGCCUGGGUCAGGCGACCUUCCUCCGCUUCAACCACCCCGCCGAAGCCAAGUGGAUGAAGAGCAUGAUCCCGGCAGGAGGCAGGAGCCCCGCAGCUCUCUAUGGACUGCCAGCAAAGCCCGAGGCCCUGGUGAAUGGCAGCCGCCAGCUGCCCGCGCGGGAGCCCAGCCACAGCUCCCUGGUGAGCUCCAUCGAGAAGGACUUGCAGGACAUCAUGGACUCAUUGGCACUGGAGGAGCCGGUGUCCCCCAGCAAGAAGUCACCUUCCCGCGGGCAGUCCCCGCUCUGCCCCAUGGUGAAUGGGGGUGGGCGCUGCCUCCUGUCCCCCCCACUGAGCCCCAGUGCUGCCUCAGGGGGCUCCAGCUACGAGAACGCUUCGCCGCCCUUCUCCCCGCUCUCCUCACCCGCCAGCAGCGGCGGCUACACCAGCCACUCACCCAGCAGCCAGGAGCAGGGCCCGGCCGUGCCCCCCGUUGUGCCACUCCGCUCCUCCAGCUACAACCACGCCGUGCAGCCCCCCCCGCAGCGCCCGCCACCACCACCCUACGGGGGCCCCAGUGACACUCGGCCGGCGGAGAGCCCCCGCGCCUGGCGGGGUGCCCUGGACAGCGCCGCGGUCCCGCAUCCCCUCGGGGAGCACAGGGCGGGCAGCCCCCGUGCCCAGCCGCCCGGCAGCCCCCGGCCAGCCCCCCGGACCUUGGGCUCCUCAGCGCCACGGGUGCGGGCAGCCCUGCAGGAGCGGCCCCCCAGCCCCUUCCGAGAGCCGAGGGACUCUCCUGCUCCCGGCCGGCAGCCUGCACCCAGGCUUCUCCCGGAUGCCGUGGGGCCGGCACACGGCAGCCAGAGUGGCCGUGGGCUGCAGCCCCCUGAGAGCCCGCGGGCGGCCCGGAGGAACGUGGAGAGCAUGCGGGAGCUGCCGCCCCUCAGCCCGUCCUUGUCACGCCGGGCUGCCAGCCCCCGGGCGGCCCCGGAUGCCCCCUCCCCGCAGCCUCGGCUGGGCAGGGAGGUCCCCGGAAGCCCCCGAGCCAGGCGCAAGGGCCACGACGAGCCGGGCUCCGCGGGUGGGAGGAGCAGCAGGGCCGGGAGCCCCUCGUCCCCGCUGUCGACGGAGCCGUCCCCACGCCGCCCCAGCUUCGGCUCCUGCCUGAGCCCCGCGCACAGCCUGGGCUCCCUGGCCGUGCCCUCGCCCCGGCAGAGCCCCCGCACCCAGAGGAAGCUGUCGGGGGACACGCGGCUGCCGGCAGGCGUGCGGGAGCGCAAGAACAGCAUCACCGAGAUCAGCGACAACGAGGACGACUUGCUGGAGUACCACCGGCGGCAGCGCGAGGAGCGCAUGCGGGAGCAGGAGAUGGAGCGGCUGGAGCGGCAGCGCCUGGAGACCAUCCUGAACCUCUGUGCUGAGUACACAAAGACAGACGGCUCCGAGCUGCUGGCUGGCCAUGUGGAUGCUGGCCGGAGGGCUCCAAGGGGCACAGUGGGGCUGGGCCGUGCCAUGGAGGAGCUGGGUGUAUUGCGGCAGAGGGAGAGCCUGGAGAGAUCGGAUGAGGAGAACUUGAAGGAGGAGUGCAGCAGCACCGAGAGCACACACCAUGAGCAUGAGGAGCUGGCGGGCCCCCGUGCCAAGGAGGCACAGCGGCUGGAAGAGGAGCGAGCCUGUGUGUUCGGCCGCCUGGAUGAGCUGAAGGGCCGCGUCAAGGAGCUGGAGCAGCAGCUGCAGGAGACAUCGCGAGAGGCAGAGAUGGAGAGGGCACUGCUGCAGGGUGAGCGGGAGUCAGAGGUGGCACGGCUGCAGCAGGAGCAGGAGGUGGUGCAGCAGCUGCAGGAGAAGCUCUCCAGCCUGGACGCCAGCAUCCGGAAGGAGCGGGACAAGGAAAGGGCAAAGGUUGAUGCUGAAAGGAAGGAGCUAGAGAAACUCCGGGCGCUUUACAAUGAGUCGAAGAGCCACCUUGAUAACUGCCCUGAGUCAAUGCGGGAGCAGUUGCGGGAGCAGAUGCGAAGGGAAGCAGAGGCCCUGGAGACGGAGACCAAGCUCUUUGAGGACCUGGAAUUCCAGCAGCUGGAAAGGGAGAGCCGGCUGGAAGAGGAGCGUGAGACACGGAGCCAGCAGCUCUUGCAGAGCAGGGCCGAGUACCACCGCAGCAUCGCCCGCAGGAAGGAGCGGGUGGCUGCGCUGGAUGCUCAGGCUGCCCAGAUCCGGCUGCAGAGCGCCCAGGAGGCCGAACGCCUGGCCCAGGAGAGGAAUGACGUCCUGCGGCUCCUUCAGAAGGAGAAGGAGAAACUUGCAUCUCUAGAGAGACGAUACCAGCUUGUCACAGGUGGCAGGAGCUUCCCUAAGAUGUCCUCAGCUCUCAAAGAGGAAACCCUCCAUAUCUCAGAGCCUUAUGAGCUGCUGCAGGGAACUAAGCCCCUGAGUCCCCCACUAGGAGCAGCUGCCUCCUUAGCUUCUCCUUCUGCCCACUCCUACCCCAAGAUGCAAGAGGAGUACAUGAGGCUGUCUGACGUUUUCAGGUUCUACAGCAAUGCAUACGGCUCCAGCCUGGACACUAAAGCUUCUGCUGCUGCUCCUGCUGCUGCUCAACGCUCUUUCUUGCUUGCUGUGCCCCCUGCAGCCAACGAGGUCUAUCGUGCCAAAAUGGAGGGUGACACUGGUGCCCUCAACCCUCGGAUGAAGAGCGGCACCCCGUCGUCCUCACAGCUCAACAUCUCCAUGCUGGGCCGCAGCCCCUCACCCAAGGGUCCCCUGCAUGCCCCGAGCCACGCAGGCAGCCUGCCACGCAACCUGGCAGCCACGCUGCAGGACAUUGAGACCAAGCGCCAGCUGGCCCUCCAGCAGAAGGCCGACUCACUCCCAGCAGAGCCCUUGCAGCCAGGCGAUGUACCAGGUCAGCAGGUGAUUGAGGAGCAGAAGCGGCGUCUGGCAGAGCUGAAGCAGAAAGCAGCAGCCGAGGCUCAGUCGCAGUGGGAAGCCUUGCACGGGCAGUCCCCCUUUCCCCCCUCCUACCCUCCGCUCAUGCAUCACUCCAUUCUCCAUCACCACCACGCCCACGGUGCAGGCCCACGGGCUGAGGAGCUGGACCACGCAUAUGACACCCUCAGCCUGGAGAGCUCGGACAGCAUGGAGACCAGCAUCUCCACAGGCAACAACUCAGCCUGCUCGCCUGAUAACAUGUCCAGUGCAAGUGGGAUGGAUGCAGGAAAGAUUGAGGAGAUGGAAAAGAUGCUAAAGGAGGCACAUGCCGAGAAGUCCCGGCUCAUGGAGUCCCGGGAGCGGGAGAUGGAGCUGCGCCGGCAGGCACUGGAGGACGAGCGCCGGCGCCGGGAGCAGUUGGAGCGCCGGCUGCAGGAUGAGACUGCCCGCCGGCAGAAGCUGGUCGAGAAGGAGGUCAAGCUGCGGGAGAAACAUUUCUCACAGGCUCGGCCUCUGACGCGGUACCUCCCGAUCCGCAAGGAGGAUUUUGACCUGCGGCUGCACAUCGAGUCCUCAGGCCACAAUGUGGACACAUGCUACCACGUCAUUCUGACAGAGAAGAUGUGCAAGGGCUAUCUGGUCAAGAUGGGGGGCAAGAUCAAGUCUUGGAAGAAGCGCUGGUUUGUCUUUGAUCGCAUGAAGCGCACUGUCUCUUACUAUGUGGAUAAACACGAGACAAAGCUGAAGGGCGUCAUCUACUUCCAAGCCAUCGAAGAGGUUUACUACGACCACCUCCGCAGCGCCGCUAAGAGCCCCAACCCUGCGCUGACGUUCUGCGUGAAGACCCACGACCGCCUCUACUUCAUGGUGGCACCGUCAGCCGAGGCCAUGCGCAUCUGGAUGGACGUCAUCGUCACGGGGGCUGAGGGCUACACGCAGUUCAUGAACUGAGGGCCACGCUGGGGAAAGCCGGGCAACAGCGCUCGCCGUGCACUGCCGCGGGCGGGUUUUUUGUUGUUGUUGUUUUUUUUGAUGUUGUUUUUUUAUGUUAACUUUUUAAAAACAAUUUACUGGAAACG
Molecule: messenger RNA, 4989 nt
Organism: Numida meleagris (helmeted guineafowl)
Lineage: Eukaryota; Metazoa; Chordata; Aves; Galliformes; Numididae
Gene: PHLDB1
Product: pleckstrin homology like domain family B member 1
Exons: 24
Coding region: 272-4861 (1529 amino acids)
Biological process (GO): regulation of microtubule cytoskeleton organization
Cellular component (GO): basal cortex
Molecular function (GO): protein binding
Source: RefSeq, a predicted model, not a curated record